CGUAAAGUGAGAGAGGGAAAGUUAUAGUCAGAAGGGCAUAUGGGGCUGACGACUAGGGCACCGGAUCCGCUGUCCUCUCUUACGCUCUCUCUGUGUCUGCAACUCUCCGCCUCCUCUCGCCACCGUUUCCCUUCUACCCGCUAGUUUCUGGAAGUGAUCUACUGUGAGACAUUUAAGACCAUGUCUGAAUCAGCAGAAGAAUUCCGAUGCUUCAUUGGGGGCCUGUCAUGGUCAACAUCUGACAGCUCUUUGAGGGAAGCAUUUGGAAAAUUUGGCCAUCUUGUGGAUGCAAAGGUGGUUGUUGAUCGGUUCUCUGGUCGUUCUCGUGGCUUUGGCUUUGUUACUUUUGAUGAUGAGAAGGCUAUGGAAGAUGCAAUGCGUGCAAUGGAUGGCAUGAAUCUUGAUGGUCGAGCUAUUACCGUUGAUAAGGCUCAACCAUCUGGUAGAGAUCGUGAUGGUGGCUCUUACCGCGAUCGUGACCGUGGUGGUCGUGAUCGUGGCCGUGAUCGCGAUUAUGGUGGAAGAAAAGGACCUGAUAACCGGGGAGAGUGCUUUAAAUGUGGUCAGCAGGGGCAUUUUGCUAGGGAAUGUCCAUCUGGUGAAGGUGCUUCUGAUGACAAAUAUGACAGCAGCAGGGGAAAUGGUUGGGGUGGUGGAAGUGGCAAUCACUAUGGUCCUGAUCGAAAUGGUGAUCGUUAUGGUGGGCGCAACAGGGAUGGAGGUCAUGGUGGCGGCACUGGAACUGACCGUUAUGGUCGUGAUCGUUCAGGGCCAUAUAAACGACCUGGUGCAGGGGGCUAUCGUUCUUAGCUGUUUACACAUGUCUUUCGUGGAACUCAUGGUGGGUUUUGCUGCUGGGAACUGCAAGGAACCUUUGUUAUCUAUAACUUGAAAUUAUAGAUUAUGCUUGUGCCAAUGCGUGAGAUGAUCUAGUUUGCAUGCAUUUUUACUGCUAUGUGGCACGAAAGGAAACUGCACUGCGUUUGUAUGGGUUGAUUAUAUGGUGCUUCCUCGGGUGCAUUAUUUUGCUUGUGUGUGUCACAGUUUUUUCGUUAAAAUCCGAAUGUUAUCACUGCUGUCAAUACCCGGAAUGCUGCUAGAUACUAUGCUCUACAUUUGGUCUUCGAUUGUUAUUCUACUGGAUGUUUAGCAGUCUCCCCACUAAUUAAUUUGGCCCCCGUAGUCAGUCCUACGUAAGUAUGACAGAUAAACAAUGUUAGAAGCAACAUUGCAUAUGGAUACUGUGCUUUCUCUGCCUUUGUCAGACACAGUUCUAAUCAAAUCGACCAAGAUAAGGAGUUACGGUAAAAUUUUGUGCUUUUGUUUAACUUUUGUCCAAGUAAUCUUUCUUAGAUGGACAUCAAAAUGAUUUUAAUUAUGUUGAUGUUUUUGCAGGCUUGAUGCAUUUUCCAGUAUUCUUGGAUACAUGCUUUAGGCUUGGGUUUCUAAUCGCAUUGGAAAUGUUAUUUUGAUGCGUGCAUUGGUUUUUUUGAAACAAAAGUUCUUGAGUUUUUGGGAGGUGCUGAGGGCAACCUGAGCAGUGUCUAUUACCAAAGGCUUGUCAGUUGUCACCUUCUCCAUUAGAUUCUGCUUGUGGCCAUCCUGCUUUGAUAUAGCUGAAAGUGCAAGUUUGAGGUUGGUUACUGUGAUGUUCUGGAGGUAGCAUAGGUGCCCACUGCUUGAAAGCAACUUCAAAUUAUUCCCCUCCUUAUUAUCGGGAUUGCCCCUCUGGCUGCAAUGGAUCAGCUGUGAACCGAAUAUUUGUGUUUGGUACUAGUUUGAAGGAAAUUUUGAAAAGUUUAUGUCCAUGGUACUUUCCAAAGAUUCUCUCCAGGUCUCUUGUUCUUUGAGCAUACUGUUCAUUGGUCAGCUUUCUUGGGCAAGGAUUCUUUGGUCGGCUUCCCUGGUGCAAGGGUAUCUUUCACUGUGUAUGGGUUGCAAGCAGACAAACAAAUAUGUUAAAAACUUGUUCUGUGCGUGAGUAUUUAUUGUGAAAGAAGAAUUUCAUUCAUACCACGGGCACCUCAGCCUUGAGAUAGUCUACCUUUCUCAGACUGGUUGACAGUGAUGCUGUUUGUGAUGUUUCAGAACAGGUACAUUUAUUCUGUAUGUCAGUUAAAAUUGCUCUUUGAUUUAACUGUUUCAUUGUUCACACUGCUGCUUGAAUGCCUUUUUUAGUUUGAUCUAAUCUAAUUUAGAUGCUGUGUGUAUUCCACUUUCAUUGUUCAAAUUCCAAAGUAAUUGUCUA
Molecule: messenger RNA, 2248 nt
Organism: Nymphaea colorata (pocket water lily)
Lineage: Eukaryota; Viridiplantae; Streptophyta; Magnoliopsida; Nymphaeales; Nymphaeaceae
Product: glycine-rich RNA-binding protein RZ1A-like
Exons: 4
Coding region: 181-810 (209 amino acids)
Molecular function (GO): zinc ion binding; RNA binding
Source: RefSeq, a predicted model, not a curated record